Molecule: messenger RNA, 522 nt
Organism: Penicillium cosmopolitanum
Lineage: Eukaryota; Fungi; Ascomycota; Eurotiomycetes; Eurotiales; Aspergillaceae
Exons: 1
Coding region: 1-522 (173 amino acids)
Source: RefSeq, a predicted model, not a curated record
AUGAUGGUUUACGACCACGACGUCAAAGAGCUGACAGCUCCUAUUCGCGGAGAGAACAAUCUAGGCGCGCAACCCAAAAUCAUUUCACAACGGACGGUCUAUAAUGCCAGUGGUGGCUCGCAGGUUCACAGCAUGAUUGAACUGGAGGUGACACUUCUUGACAGGAAGAGUCGUCGUAUGUGUCCCUGGGAGAGAGUUCCAGCGAUAGUACAAGACGGUUAUUAUAUACGCCAUCGAUCGGAAAGAUUGGAUGGGCCAUGGACACGAGCUCGCUUCUAUACCAUGAACCAGCCAGAUGGUAGUCUUUGUACACAAAUCGCAAACGACAAGUCGUCUUUAGCUGUCAAGAGAAUAACUCAAAAAGAGAUCAAACCGUUGGUAUCCCAGCCCGCUUCGGCCAGUCAGCCAUAUGACGUUGGCAGUCCUUUGUCAUCGGUCUCGCCGAGAUCCACCCCGGAACGAGCAAAUACCCCCAUCAAGGAGCAGAUAGCGCAGACGUUCCAUAAGGAAAGCCGCUCAUGA